Molecule: messenger RNA, 5296 nt
Organism: Salarias fasciatus (jewelled blenny)
Lineage: Eukaryota; Metazoa; Chordata; Actinopteri; Blenniiformes; Blenniidae
Gene: fastk
Product: Fas-activated serine/threonine kinase
Exons: 12
Coding region: 368-3274 (968 amino acids)
Biological process (GO): mitochondrial RNA processing; regulation of mitochondrial mRNA stability
Cellular component (GO): mitochondrial matrix; ribonucleoprotein granule
Molecular function (GO): RNA binding
Source: RefSeq, a predicted model, not a curated record
UGACAAGAAGCGGCGGGGACGAAACUACACACGACCGCAGAAAGCUGCUAGCGUUCCGUAACUGCACCGAGCCGCCAUCGCUGCUGCGUUUCUUCGUGAGGACUAUCGGAGAUUGUGGGGAUGAAACUUCCCUCCUGGAGCCUCCAGGGAGCUGUCCGCCGCUCCCCCAGGGGGCGCUGUCUCCCGUCCUCCAGUGCAUGCCGGGUGCAGCAGGAUCAGGAUGGCGGCUGCGGGCUGUGUGGAGGAAUGAAGCAGCUGACCGCUGACUAUUAUCCCGCUGAACCCGUUUCACAGAGCGAAGCGGCCGGUGUCACUGAGCGAUGAGGAACGCUGUGCUGUUGCCUCCCGGCGGUCUGACUGUUGGACUAUGCGGUGUUUGUCCACUGGGUGGCGCCUCCUGAGCCGAGCUCGCCGCCUCCCUCCCUGCCCCCCCGGCCCAGCUGCUCCGACCCUCGCCAUGUACGCCACCCGCCUCUACAGCACCGCGGGGGGAGGAGGGGGCGGGGGAGGUGGCGGUGGUGGAGGGGGCGGGGUGAAACAGGGUCGGAGGGCGGGGCUGGCAGUGCUGGAGGCACCCCACCCACCCCACCCUCACCUGGCACACCACCCGCACCCCGCCCCGCCUCCCCCCGCCUACCCCCUGUACCAGGGCCGUCCUGACGCCCACCGAGGAGCACACUUCCACCACCACUACCACCCGCACCCCCACCCCCACCCGCAGCCCCCCCACAUGGGCCCGCACCCGCUGCCUCCACACUACCAGCACCACGCCCCGUUCCACACGUACGGAGGGGGCGCACCGGCCGGAGGGGCCGGCGCCGCCGCCGCCGCGGCCAGCAGCAAGAAGAAGACCUGGAACUUCAUCCACGAGAAGAUGAGCUACGACACGUUCUUCACCAUGAAGCGUCUGAUCGAGCGCUCGCGGCGGCCGGACGAGGUGCUCCGCUGGGUCACCCAGAAUCCCGCCAAGAUCUCCCACAACCACUACCCCGUGGCCCUGCAGAAGAUCGGCCAGCUGCUGCAGGCCUCGCCCCCUCCCCGAACGGUCGGGGACGACGCCGAGGCCGAGGCGCCCGGGGCCGGAGGAGCGGAGGGGGACGGCCGGCAGAUCCUCGAACACCAGGACUUUCAAACCCUCUGCAGCGCCAUCGUCAGCGACUGCGCCAAGUUCGACAACUUCAGCAUCGUCAACUGUCUGUACGCCGUGGCGGCUCUCGGUCUGCCCAGUGACUCUCAGGUGGUGAAGGUCUUGGAGGCGGAGUCUCAGUCCAGAUUGAGCCAGUUCAACCAGAAGGACGUGUCCAUGGUGUUCAGCUCCAGCAUGAAGCUCCACCCGGGCAGCCAGCACCCUCUGACCGAGGCCUGCCUGGCCGGGCUGGAGAAGAACCUGGAGCGAGAGCGCCACCCGCAGACGCUCUUCCUGCUGCUCUCCUACUACAGACUCAAGUGGCGCUCGCUGCAGCCGCAGGAACCCGCCGCAGCGGCGGGAGGAACCGCCGCUGCCGCCGUGGCUAACAGCUGCACCAGCACGCAUCCAAAUCCUGAACAGCUGCUCGCCAACAGGAAGAUACUGCGUUUGGUCAAACACACUCUAGCCAACGUCAGCGGCGUCCGCGACCAGGAGAUGGCUCUGCUGGACGAGAUGCUGGCAGCGUGCGCUCGCGAGGCGAGCAACAAGAGCCUGGAGCUGAUUUUCAGUUCGCACCUUUUUUACCAAAACAGGCAGGAGAGAUUCAUCAGCAGCUUGGCAGAGGAGUUGCCGAAAAAGGUGGACAGCAUCACUCCGUACACGAUGGCUCUGAUCGCUAAGUACAUCGCCCGGCACCGGCUGAGAGAGACUCGACUGCUGGACACCAUCGCAGACUUCCUGGUGAAGAAGGCGGAGUAUCUGGACAGCAAGGUGAUCCAGAAGCUGGUGUUCCCGUUCAGCAGGAUGAGUUACCGACCAUCCAACGAGCAGCAGUUCUUCUCCCGGCUGGAGGAGGUGGUGGAGCUGAAGGCGCUCAGCUCACCGCUCGCCACCGUCAACAUCCUCAUGUCGCUGUUCCAACUCGGACAUUUCCCCGGCCUCGUGCUGCACAGAGUUUUCUCCUCCGCCUUCAUCAGCAACGUGACCAACAGUCCUUACGCUCUGAUUGUCCGGAGGUAUCUCUCCAUGCUGGACGCCGCUGUGGAGUUGGAGUACCGUGACUACACGGGCCCACGACUGCAGGAUGCCCACAAAGUGCUGAUGUUUGACCACGCCCUCACUGCCGACGAGGUCAACCGCAAGUACAGUUACAAAGGUCUGGUGGCCGAAGCUCUGCGGCAGCUUGUGGGAGAGCAGAACUACAAACAAGACGAAGUGCUAGCUCCGGGGUACUACACAGAUUUCCUGCUGUGGAUGGACAGUUCCGGCCGGGUCCUGCCCAUCAGGACCGGCACCGGCCUCGCCAUGAGCAUCGUCCCCCCGCCGUGCGGCGCCGUGGCGACCAAGCCUGCCGAGGGAGCGGUGGAAGUGGUGACCGCCGAGUUCCAGAAGUUCUCUCCGUUCGUGGUGCUUGAGGAGGGCACCGAGCAGACGUGUCCGGUGGGGGAGGGGAUGGGCGGGGCCAUCGAAGCAAGGCCCUUCCUGCCUCACCAUAUCCGCAGCACACCAGGGGCCGCAACCCCGUCGGGGCCCCCACGGCCAGGAAGUAACGGUGGGCCCCUGGACUAUGGCCCCUACUACGUCCCUGCAGCAGAGUACUACUCCAGCUUGGCCAAGGAGCACUCUCUGGAGAGCCAGGACAGCUCCACGCUCAGCAGCCCCCCCUCUGACGGCCUGGCCCCCCCGGGGCCCACGGCGUCCUCGGGCACCGCCGCCCCAGAAUCACUUUUCCAGUUUUCUAUUGGGAAGAUCCUCGAGGACGAGGGGGGGGCGGGGGCCUCGGGGGCCCAGAGUACAGACUGCAACCUGCCCGUGUUUUACGAAGGAGUAGCGUACACAGAGGGGCCCGGGCCUGACAAGCAGUCCUCCUCACCCCCCCAGCUCCACCCCCCCGAGCACCUGGAGCCCGACAGCCUGCCGGCAGAGCAGAGGCAGAUCAGACGGGUCAUCAUGUCCGUCAACGACAAGUGGCACUACUGCCACAACUCCGAGGUGCUGGUGGGCUCCCGGGCCAUGAGGGACCGGCACCUGAGGCUGCUGGGAUAUGUUAUUCUGCAGCUGCCGUACCACGAGCUGGAGAAGCUGAACGGCAUCGAGGAGGUGAAGCAGUACCUGCACAAGAAGCUGCUGGACGUCCCGCUAUGACGCUCUUUGUGCGUGCGUGUAUGUGUGCGUGUGUGCGCGUGUACGUAUGAGCGAGCGUGUGUGUGUGUUCUGGUCUGUAAUUUAACCCCUGCUUCGGUGCCCGGGGUCAGCGGCCUGUCAGCAUGGUGACAGCCUGACAGGCAGACAUCAGCAGAAACCGGACUCUGCUUCGCCUGACAGCGUUUAGGACUCGUUCUGUUCCAGGAACACACACAUUAUUUCAUUAUCAUUUUUAAAAAAAAGAUUGUUUUUUGUCAUGAUUGAUGUUUUUGGAUUAUUUCUUCCAUUCAUCAGAAUGUCCUUUAAAAAAAACUACAUCCAGUUAGACACGUCUAAUGUUUCACCACCAUGAGGACGACUGAGAUUCCUCAAACAUUCUUUACACCAAAUGGAUGAGAGUCGAACUCAUACUGACACGUCUACAUCAGGAGAAGGAUUUUUCUUCUACUUCUCGUGCACAGUGCUGGUGGGGAAGGCACCCCAUUUACUUCUGUCUGGAAAAAAAACACUGAGGUAACAGUAACCUUUUCGAAGGAGUCAUGGUUACGUAUAAACUUUUAAACCGCCCGAUUUUCAUUUGAGGGCCUGACGGGAGCAGCUGCUUCUAACAUUUUCUAAAGAGUACCUUGGUACUCCGCAACACUACUGACAACAUGUAGCAAGACUCCUCAAGCUAAGAUUGGAUUAUUUAAGUAUGGAGGAGGAAGCUUCAUGUUUAUGGGGCUGCUCGAAACACAGUACGGUAAAUUCCCAAGUGUAUUACUGUAUCAUCUACGAUAAUCUCAUGCUUUUUAUUCAUUGAAGUAUAGAAGUCAGUCUUCUAUAGAAUUACCUUAAACUAAGAAAACUCACCUUAUAAGACUCAGUCAACUCAGAAAUGACCAAACUAAAGUCAGUCAUUGGUCCAAACCGAGCUAAAACAACCUGGUUCAGGUGACUGCUGCUGAAGACGAGCUUCAACCGGCUCUGAAAUCCAGGAUUCACUUCCUUUUUUUCAAGCACAGCUGCAAAUGUUUAUUGGCUGUCUUCAGUACAGAUGUUUGUACAGACGAUAAGAGUCCAAACAAUCCUGCAGAAAACCGCCACACUUCAAAAAGUUCCAAUUUUAUGGUCCACUCUCGAGAACUCUGGGGCAAUAAAAAGCAGAUUCCCACUAGUUUGAUUAUAUAGGUGAUUAUUUAUGCUGAGAUGAAGCACAGCAGCACAACCUUCAUUUUUCUUAGUAGUUUUAUAUUUUUAAAUUGCCAUAGUUUCUGAUUCUUUCAUCUGAACAGCUGCGUCGAUGUUAUCAAACAUUAGUAUGCCUCCCAUUUUCAUGGUUAUUCCUGGACGUUAUCAGGUGGAUGAAAUCGCUGUUACAGGAGACGUGAAACUAAACUGAACAAGUUUUAUUCUUUGUUUGCCUCGUUCCUCCCUGCAGAGCCACAGUGGUGAUUUGGAAAAACAUCCACUAGAACCUUCAACUCUCGAACCAACUCAGUCUGAUAUGAGAACAUCCACAUUUUACAGGAUUACGUGUUUUCCCUCCGGGAGUCGGUCCUUGAAGGCAUCACGGGGCGUCUAACGUGUGACCAGAACAUGUGCAGCAUAAGCAGUCUUCACACUUGUCCAUAGCCGGGCUCUGAUUGGUCGCUGGGCGGAUGUUAUUAUUGGUGGGUUUUUCUCUCCUGGGGAGGGCGGGGGGGGGGUCCCUUUUUAUAAAGUAAUACUGAUGCAUGUUGGGACUGUAUCUGGGCAUCACUUUUUUUAAAAAGUCGCACGAUCGGGGGCUGAUGGGUACUGUGAAUCAGGAGCGAGACGGGGAACGUGUUGCCUGGGUGAUAAUAUAUAUAUAUAUAUGUGUGUGUGUGUGUGUAUGUGUGUGUGUGUGUGCCAAAGGCCUGAAGAAGGAGGUGGCUUCAGUGGGUGACUGGCGGGGGUCAAAGGUCAGAUUAUUUAUUUGUGUAUCAGGUGACGGAAAGUUUGUUUAUAUUCUAUAAAAUCUAUUAAUUAAAAUGUCUAUAAAACCUGAAACCAACUGAA